This is a messenger RNA of Cyclocybe aegerita, 1308 nucleotides long. Lineage: Eukaryota; Fungi; Basidiomycota; Agaricomycetes; Agaricales; Hemipholiotaceae. The record is from the annotation of a GenBank genome assembly.
UGUCUUCCAAUCUCUUCAUUUCUUCCAAUGAACUCGUGACCUUGGACUUCUUGUUCCCUACCUCUCAAGAAUUCUUGGAGGCGUUCGACAUCAGAGAGUGGCAGUUUUCGAAGGAGAACGAAUUUGGACACCUCUUCUCCGAAUUUUUUGACCAAGAGCCCGUGGCACACGAGCCCGAGCUCCUCAAUGCCCUUGAGGUCGCACAAUCGAACGACGGCGACGACCGCCAUGCUCUAUCCUUGGCCGAUGGCGCCCCUGGGCCCUCAACACUGCAUUCUUCCUCCAUGCCUCCCUUCGCGACACCACCUUUUCCGGAACCGGAAUACGCCCAAGAGACGGCGUCUAUUACGAUGGGGAUGGGACUCGGGAUGGGACUUCAUCCUACUGCAUCCAAUGACAUUAACGUCCCCGGCAUUGUCACGGUCGACAAUUCUUUUGCGCCCCCAACUUCCACACAUCCCAUGGGAUCGUUCCCAUCUUCCAACUUCACCUUUGACGUGGCGCAACUAGCCUAUCCGUCUCAUCACUAUUACCCUGGACAGCCUCCGACAGCUAUUACUUCAAACUAUCCAACAUAUAUUGGCCCCAAUACGCCGACUGGGUACGACGUCGGCAUCGCUCAGGCUUCUGGAUCCUCAAGUAUACACCAGCCUGAGCCCGCUUCUUCUUUGGUCCUGCCGGGACUUCAACUGGAACGCAUCGCUCUUGAGACCGUCCAACCGACUGCGAGCGGGUCGAACCUACAUUCAGGCUCCGGCGUGAUUCGACGAUGGGUUGACGACAACGAUGCAGCGGCGGUCGCACAACGGCCGCCCACGAAGCGCCGGAGGGUGAGGGUGCAAGCGACACCCACCGCGGUGGCUAGCACAAGCGCUAGCCGGCCCUCAUCCUCGGGGUCAUCGAUGUCAAUGUCUUCUUCAUCUCCUUCAGGGUCCUCCCCUUCCGCCUCCUCCUCGUCCUCGGCAACUCCCUCUAUCCAUGCAUCCAGCUUCAGUCACCUUUCCGACGGACGCUACCGGUGCAAAAUCUGCGUUGUUCCCACAUAUGCAGACACCGAACGGGACAUCGUCCGUCACCUGGAGAGUGCCAAGGCACACAACCCCCAGCGCGUAUUGUGCAGGGAUACCGUGUACCGGUGCCCUUGCCCCAAGCCGCGCCUUUUGGGAAAGAGGAAAGAUUCUCACAAGCGCCAUGUACGUGGGUAUAUCAUCUCGGAGAGGAGUGAGGCGAUCGAAUUGGGGGAUAAGGAACGCCUUGAUAACGUGGACGCGUACGAGGCGGGGUUGAAGAGAGACAGGCUGCUUUGAC